AUGGUCGGACUGACGGGCGGAUCGCAUCUCUAUGCGGCCGGUAUACCAGCGGCCGCACAGGAAAUUGUCCGCGACAUGGCGGCCAUGCCAACGGCGGCUCCGACCAGUGCGGACGCGUGCCUCAGUAUCGUCCAUUCACUAAUGUGCCACCGACAGGGAGGUGAGAGCGAAGGUUUUUCCAAGCGUGCCAUCGAGUCGUUGGUCAAGAAAUUGAAGGAAAAACGGGACGAAUUGGAUUCGCUGAUUACGGCCAUCACCACGAACGGGGCACAUCCGAGCAAAUGUGUCACGAUACAACGUACGCUUGAUGGGCGAUUGCAGGUCGCUGGACGUAAAGGAUUUCCACAUGUGAUCUAUGCGCGCAUCUGGCGUUGGCCCGAUCUGCACAAAAAUGAACUAAAGCAUGUAAAAUUUUGUCAGUUUGCGUUCGAUCUUAAAUGUGAUUCGGUCUGCGUUAAUCCUUACCAUUACGAACGCGUUGUUUCACCCGGAAUUGAUCUGUCGGGUCUCACGCUACAGUCUGGCCCCAGUCGCUUAAUAAAGGAUGAAUAUACACCGGGUUCGGUCGUUGGGGGAGGAAUGGAUAUAGAUGGCAAUGAAAUCGGCACCAUACAGCAUCAUCCCUCAAUGGUUGCCGGUGGUGCGUAUAGCACCAUGUCAAUGCACCCACAAGUGUCCGACCCGUCUCAAAUGAGCGGUAUGUAUGGAUCUAGUAGCGGCCCACGGCCGAUCCCGAAACUGGAAUCCGUCGAACAAUCUCGAAAUAGUGGCCCGAGCAGUUGGAUGAGCGGUGCUGGUAGCGUCAGUGGUCCAUCGUCUGCCACGGCGGCCAUGUUAUCAGCGGCCUCCUCAUCCGGAAGCCAGCAGCACACUCGCUUAUCUUCAUCCUUACCCCUUUCAUCCGUUAUCGGUGGUCCUGCCGGGUUGACGAACAAUGGUUUACGAGCACCGCAAAGCUCACAGCAACAACCACCACCAACCCAACAACAACAGCAGCCUUCAUCACAAUCCAGCUCACAAUUAACAAACGGCGGUAACAGCGGUUUGCUGGGAAGCUCUACCCAGUCAAGCUCCAGUGCUGGUGGCAGCAGUGCAGGGUUGAUCGGUGGUGAAGCCUCUCAAUAUUAUACGAACGCUACCAGCGCCGACCCGUCGAUGGGAAACGAUCCGCAAAGUGGAAUGGGACCAUCCAAUAUGUCCGGUUCCCUUUCUGCAACCUCGCCCGUCUCCCCUCAUCUGCAGCAAAAUGGUUACGUGUCGGCCAGCAAUGGCCAGACGGCACAGGCUGGUCCUUCCGGCGCUCAGCCGUCACAAAAUCAAACGGGGGCGCAACAAUACCAACAACAACAGCAGCAACAGCAACAAUCGCAACAGCAGCAAGGUGGUUCGGCAACCUGGUCCGGUUCGAAUACUCUAAAUUACACACAAUCGAUACAACCCCCGGCACAUGCAGGGAGUUCGCAUCAGCAACAAGCAUCACAGCAACAGUCUCAGUACUGGCCGCAUAAUUCUAGUGGUUCUACCGGAGCGGUUACUGCCACUGGUUCAGGUGUAGGUACGGCUUCCGGUGGACAGCUGGCUGAAUUGCCCGGUCAGCAACGUUUAUUGUCGCGGCAACCUGCACCGGAGUACUGGUGUUCGGUGGCUUAUUUCGAGCUGGACACGCAGGUCGGUGAAAUGUUCAAGGUACCUUCAAACCGGCCAAACGUCACAAUCGAUGGAUACGUUGACCCUUCCGGUGGUAAUCGGUUCUGUCUCGGAGCGCUUAGCAACGUGCAUCGAACGGAGCAGAGCGAAAAGGCUAGACUACAUAUUGGCAAAGGUGUACAACUGGAUUUACGUGGUGAAGGAGACGUCUGGUUGCGAUGUCUCAGUGAUCAUUCAGUAUUUGUACAGAGCUACUACCUCGAUCGGGAAGCAGGUCGGACGCCGGGCGAUGCUGUACACAAAAUUUAUCCCGCAGCAUGUAUAAAGGUAUUCGAUCUGCGACAGUGUCAUUUGCAGAUGCAAUCCCUCGCCAACUGUGCCCAGAAAGCGGCUCAGAUGCAAGCCGCUGUUGUAGCGGGUGUGUCUGCCGUAGGAGCUCCUAGAAGCCUCUCCGCUGUUGCUGGAAUUGGUGUAGAUGAUUUACGACGACUCUGCAUCCUGCGACUGUCAUUUGUGAAAGGUUGGGGUCCCGACUACCCAAGACAAUCGAUCAAGGAAACACCAUGCUGGGUGGAGGUGCAUCUCCACCGAGCGCUGCAACUGCUGGACGAAGUGCUCCACCAGAUGCCGAUUGAUGGACCCCGUGCCAUUGAGUAA
This is a messenger RNA of Anopheles marshallii, 2304 nucleotides long. RefSeq names its product mothers against decapentaplegic homolog 4 (gene Med). Gene Ontology annotation, molecular function: RNA polymerase II cis-regulatory region sequence-specific DNA binding; DNA-binding transcription factor activity, RNA polymerase II-specific; I-SMAD binding. The transcript is spliced from 9 exons. The record is from RefSeq and is a predicted model, not a curated record. Lineage: Eukaryota; Metazoa; Arthropoda; Insecta; Diptera; Culicidae. Gene Ontology annotation, cellular component: heteromeric SMAD protein complex. The coding region runs from base 1 to 2304 and encodes 767 amino acids. Gene Ontology annotation, biological process: BMP signaling pathway; anatomical structure morphogenesis; regulation of transcription by RNA polymerase II.